Messenger RNA from Xyrauchen texanus (razorback sucker), 3075 nucleotides. RefSeq names its product BTB/POZ domain-containing protein 9-like. Gene Ontology annotation, biological process: adult locomotory behavior; modulation of chemical synaptic transmission; circadian behavior. Gene Ontology annotation, molecular function: protein binding. The record is from RefSeq and is a predicted model, not a curated record. Bases 193 to 1971 code for a protein of 592 amino acids. The transcript has 11 exons. NCBI's taxonomy places the organism in Eukaryota, Metazoa, Chordata, Actinopteri, Cypriniformes, Catostomidae.
CCGGGUCACGUUCAGAUCGGCUUGUGUCUCCAGGAUCGAAACAACAGCUAUUGUAUUUAUUUAAUCCUUUAUUUGUUUGUUGUUCUACGGUGUUCAUUGCGAGUCCACUAUUAAUUCUUUAUAAUCUAGAACAAUCGGUCUAUAUUACAGAAGACAGAGGAGUUUGAAUCAGACGCACCUGCUGCUGAUGUGAUGAGCAGUAACAGUCACCCCCUGCGGCCCCAGAGCUCCGUGUCAGAGAUUGAUCAUGUGCAUCUGCUGUCGGAGCAGCUGGGCUCGUUGGUGUCUGGUCAGGAGUACAGCGACGUCACCUUCAUUGUGGAGCAGAAGCGAUUCCCCGCACAUCGGGUCAUCCUGGCAGCACGAUGCCACUAUUUCAGAGCUCUUCUGUUCGGUGGAAUGAAGGAGUCUCAGCCUCAGGCAGAGGUGUGUUUGGAGGACACACGAGCAGAAGCGUUUGGAAUGCUGCUGCAGUAUCUGUACACCGGAAGAGCCAGUCUGAGCUCUGCUCGAGAGGAAGUUCUGCUGGACUUCCUGGGUCUGGCCAACCGUUACGGGCUGCAGCUGCUGGAGGACUCCACAUCUGAGUUCCUGCGGACGGUGCUCAACACUCAGAACGUCUGCCUGGUGUUUGAUGUGGCCACUCUGUACUCUCUGAGCGUGCUCGGUGCCGCCUGUUGCUCAUACAUGGAUCGACAUGCUCCAGAUGUUCUGGUGUCCGAUGGCUUCGUGACACUCUCCAAGGCUGCUCUGCUGACGGUCGUUAGCCGGGACUCGUUUGCUGCCAGCGAGCGGGAGAUUUUCCAGGCUUUAGCGCGCUGGUGUCGGCAGAACGGUGAGGGGACGGCCACACAGGACGUGAUGUCAGCGGUGCGUCUUCCACUUAUGACGCUGACGGAGAUGCUUAAUGUGGUGCGACCCUCGGGUCUGGUUAGUCCUGAUGACCUUCUGGAUGCAAUUAAGAUGCGUUCUGAAAGCCGAGAUAUGGACCUGAACUACCGUGGCAUGCUGAUUCCUGAGGAGAACAUAGCCACGAUGAAGCAUGGUGCUCAGGUGGUAAAAGGGGAGCUGAAAUCUGCUCUACUUGAUGGAGACACACAGAACUAUGAUCUUGACCAUGGCUUCUCCAGACACCCCAUAGAGGAGGACGGCCGUGCAGGGAUUCAGGUCAAACUGGGCCAGGCUUUCAUUAUCAACCACAUCCGCAUCCUCCUGUGGGACCGGGACAGCCGGUCGUAUUCAUAUUACAUUGAGGUGUCGAUGGAUGAGCUGGAUUGGGUUCGAGUUGUGGAUCAUUCGAAGUUCCUCUGUCGGUCCUGGCAGAAUCUGUACUUCUCUCCCCGUGUGUGCAGGUAUGUGCGGAUUGUAGGAACACACAACACUGUAAAUAAGGUCUUCCAUCUGGUGGCCUUCGAAUGCAUGUUCACUAACCAUCCGUUCACUCUGGAGAAAGGGAUUUUGGUUCCCAGUGAAAAUGUGGCGACCAUCUCAGCGUGUGCGAGUGUGAUUGAGGGCGUGAGCCGCUGCAGGAACGCCCUGCUGAAUGGAGACACCCGCAACUACGACUGGGAUUCAGGUUACACGUGUCAUCAGCUGGGCUCAGGAGCCAUUGUCAUUCAGUUGGCUCAACCCUACAUCAUCUGCUCUCUACAGCUGUUACUCUGGGACUGUGAUGAACGCUCGUACAGCUACUACAUCGAGGUGUCCUCCAACCAGCAGCAGUGGACAAAAGUGGUGGACCGCACAAAAGUGGCCUGUCGAUCCUGGCAGAUGCUCACAUUUGACAGACAUGCAGCGUCUUUUAUUCGGAUCGUGGGAACGCACAACACUGCAAAUGAGGUUUUUCACUGUGUGCACUUCGAGUGUCCUGCACAACUCAAUAAUGAAGUCAUGAAGGGGAGCCCAGGACACACGUCCCCCGAAUCCACUUCAUCCCAACAAUCUCGAUCUGCUUCCAGCCAGCCUUCAUAAACUUCAUCAGUCAUAAUCAUCUUCACACACCUCAGAGGAACAACUCUGCCAAAGGAAACAUGGAUGUCAAGAUGGACACAGCAAUAGCACUGCUGAACUUUUACCACAGUUCUGAGAGCACAGGGCAGUUUAUGCAUCAUUUACUUACCCUUGUGUCAUUUCAAACUUAUAUGACUUUCUUGACAUGAAACACAAAAGUAGAUUAGGCCGAGUGUUCAGCCUGUCACCAUUCACUUACAUACUGAAAAAAGAUGCAAUGAAAGUGAAUGCUGACUGAGACUAACAUAUUGCCUUACAUCAUCUUUAGUGUUCCACAGAAGAAAGUUUUACAUGUUUGGAGCAAAAUGAGGGUGAGGAAAUGACUUACAUUUUUUAUUUCAUGGGUGAACCUCUACGAUACAGUAAGUGAUGAACCGAUUAGCACUUGUCUUGUUGUUGUAGGUCACAUCCUCAUGUCACUUUGAUUUUUGUUUUCUUAAUAAGCUAUUGGCUGAUAUUUUAUUUUUAUUGCCCAGGUUUUAUCAAAUCAUUUGUUUUCAUUUUGAUUAAGUGUUAUUUAUUAGUAGGUAGUUUUCUUGAUAUUGUAUAUGUAAGUUAAUCUGAAUUGUUCUCAGCAUCUUAAAACGGUAAUAUUUAUUCUAAGUUGUGACUUAGUAGAUGUUUUCUCACUUAAUAUAUAAGGGGGGGGUUAAGUUGCACUAUAAGAAUGGUACAUAAUUGAAACACUUCUUCUGUUGACUUUUAGUUAGAUGCAUCCAAACUUAUUAAACAAUGUAUUUGAUCCUAAUUAUACUAAAGUUGAUCUUUUACUGAGUUCAGUGUUGUAUUUCUAGACUUUUUCAACAAACUUUUAACAAAUCUCUCUCUCAUUCUGUAGAUUAUGUUCUUUAAACUGGUCUUCCAAGAUUUAGAAAAAGUUUCAGCAUGUUAUUUUGAUUGCACUGAACUGAACUGAUUUCCUUAAUGCUGAUUUGUCUGUAAGUGCUCAUUUUAUAAGGCUGUAAAUAGCAUUACAUGUUAGGAUGGCGUGGAGCAUUUUUGAAGCUGUGCAUAUUCAUCUUAGUUGGUAUCUUUUGAACUUACUCGUAAAUAAAGUGUUUAUUU